This is a messenger RNA of Drosophila novamexicana, 1860 nucleotides long. Its product is annotated as choline/ethanolaminephosphotransferase 1-like. Gene Ontology annotation, biological process: phosphatidylethanolamine biosynthetic process. The transcript has 6 exons. Gene Ontology annotation, molecular function: ethanolaminephosphotransferase activity; diacylglycerol cholinephosphotransferase activity. Gene Ontology annotation, cellular component: Golgi apparatus; endoplasmic reticulum membrane. The record is from RefSeq and is a predicted model, not a curated record. NCBI's taxonomy places the organism in Eukaryota, Metazoa, Arthropoda, Insecta, Diptera, Drosophilidae. Bases 368 to 1081 code for a protein of 237 amino acids.
UGCUACAUCACAUUCUUACGCUCACUUUUGCAGUCUACGGACGAUGAUGUUAUUGGCACUAAUGUUGCAGGCUUCUGUUGUGUCACCGAGGCCACGGCCGUUGCCUCCAAAUGCAUUGCUUUUGUGGUCAGAGAUACAGUUUAUGGAUAAUCAUGCCUAAUAUUCACCUUGACAAGAUUAGUAGUAUUAUGUUUGUAAAUAAAACAAUGAAAAUUAUGGCUGUGAUUCCAUAUCAACUAUAUUUGUGGCGCUUUCGGCGUGCAUAUCCUGUCAACUGGGUCACUAUCCAAACUGGCUAUUCUUUCAGUGCUUUUGUGCCAUUGCGUUGUUUUAUUGCGCACACUGGCAGACGUAUGUGUCUGGAACGAUGCGCUUCGGCCGCAUCGAUGUAACUGAGGCUCAAUUCUCCAUCAUUGCUAUACAUUUGGUUUCGGCCGUGCUGGGGCCCGAGAUUUGGCUGACGAAGAUUGGCAUUGGCAAUAUUGAGCUUUGGUAUGGUCCUGCUAUAACGACCAUUGUGUGUGGUGUAAUCUCCUUAACCUAUGUAUUUUCCGUCGUUGUGGCCGGUGGUGUUGGCAAAAAUGGCUCCACAGUUGCUGGAACCAGUGUUCUAUCGCCUAGUAUACCGCUGACACUUGUAGUGCUGCCCGCGCUGAUGAUAGCGCAAAAGUCGCCGGAAAAUAUUUUUACGGAGCACGCUUCAGUUUUUAUUCUGGCUUUUGGCAUGGUGGCUGCCAAAAUUACCAACAAGCUGGUGAUAGCGCACAUGACCAAAGCGGAGAUGGAGUAUCUGGACUGGUCGCUGCUGGGUCCUGCUUUAUUGUUCCUGAAUCAGUACUUUAACUGUAUUGUACCAGAGAUUUGGCUGCUUUGGUUUACGCUAGCCUGGGGCACACAGGAUCUUCUGCGCUACUGUGCGCAGGUUUGUCUAGAAAUUUGCCAGCAUCUGCGCAUCGAUCUAUUCAGAAUACCGUAUGGCCCUAAGGUGUUAAACACCUCUUCGGUGGGCAGCCAGAGCAACGUUGGAGCUGAUAAAAAUGGUGGCACAUCACAUAGAAAGUCAAAAAGCAAAGCGCACUAAAUCAAUGUUCGCUCCUGUUUCAUUAAAAUUCACAUAUUUUUCAAAUAUUUACGGUAUUAGCGCAAGCUAAACAAAUUUUAAACUCAACCCAACUAAAUUUACCGUCGAAAUGUUAAAGCAUAACAAAUUAUAGCAUAAUUAAUUUAUAAAUGUUGUAACAAAAAAAAAGCUGCAGGCAGACCUAUAUCAAUUAUAUGCAUAUAUUACAAGUAUAAAUAUAUUUUAUAUAAUUCUGUAAAUUGUAAUAUAUACAGUUUUUAUGCUGUGCUAGAUGUUUCAUAGUGCAAAAACAAAUAAAAAUAUAAAUCAAAUGCCAAAAAUCACAUUUUUGGCGUACUCAAAGCUCAAUUUAAGGCUAACUCCAAGUCAAUGAAAAUUCAUUGUAAGGAUUUCCUUUAUUUAAUGAUUUGAAUUUUAUUGAGCGUGCGCCUGAUUCUGAAUAAUAUAUUUAUGUUAUUUGCGUACUAUAAAAUGUUAUGUAGAAAUAUUAGCGCUUAAUUUCUUACUCACUGAGUAAUUAGGUAUAAUUACAUUGUAUGUAUGUAUGUAUGUAUGCAAGGAUGUCAACUCUGAAGUAUGUAACAUAUGUAAAGAAUGUAAAUUGCCUAUAUACAUUCUAAAAGGUAACUCAUUUCAAAAAGCAAAAUUGUUUAUUAUUUAGCGAUUGGUUUUGACCUAAAGUGUACACCUAAAUUUGCACCGAUUUAAAAUAAUAGAGUUGACUAUUAUCUUAUGUUUGAACAGAUAAACAAUGCGUAAAAUGCCAAAAUAAAACGACU